GGAGGGGGCGGGGCCUCUGGAGCUGCGCAGGAAGUCGGGGCGGGUGGCGGGGAGAGCAGCGCGGACGCGGGGCGCCACACCUUGUCGGCUCAACGCUCCUCUCGGUGUCUGUAGCACUCUCUGCUUCCUUCCUGGGCGACGAGACCCCCGCAGCCAGAAAUUCACCAUGUCUAUUCUCAAGAUCCAUGCCAGAGAGAUCUUUGACUCUCGUGGGAAUCCCACUGUUGAGGUUGAUCUCUUCACCUCAAAAGGUCUCUUUAGAGCUGCUGUGCCCAGUGGGGCCUCAACUGGUAUCUACGAAGCCCUAGAGCUCCGGGACAAUGAUAAGACUCGCUACAUGGGGAAGGGCGUUUCCAGACCCGUUAAAUAUGUUAAUGAGUUCCUGGCGCCAGCCUUGUGCACUCAGAAACUGAACGUUGUGGAGCAGGAGAAGAUUGACAAACUGAUGAUCGAGAUGGAUGGAACAGAAAAUAAAUCUAAGUUUGGUGCAAAUGCUAUCCUGGGGGUGUCCCUUGCUGUCUGCAAAGCUGGCGCUGUGGAGAAGGGCGUACCCCUGUACCGCCACAUUGCCGACUUGGCUGGCAACUCUGAAGUCAUCCUGCCAGUUCCGGCGUUCAACGUGAUCAAUGGCGGGUCUCAUGCUGGUAACAAGCUGGCCAUGCAGGAGUUCAUGAUCCUCCCUGUGGGAGCUUCCAGCUUCAAGGAGGCCAUGCGCAUCGGAGCAGAGGUCUACCACAACCUGAAGAACGUCAUCAAGGAGAAAUACGGGAAAGACGCCACCAAUGUGGGCGACGAGGGCGGGUUUGCCCCUAACAUCCUGGAGAAUAAAGAAGCCCUGGAACUGCUGAAGAACGCCAUUGGGAAGGCUGGCUACACUGACAAGGUUGUCAUUGGCAUGGACGUGGCCGCCUCUGAGUUCUUCAGAUCUGGGAAGUAUGACCUGGAUUUCAAGUCUCCUGAUGAUGCCAGCAGGUACAUCACUCCUGACCAGCUGGCCGACCUGUACAAGUCCUUCAUCAGGGACUACCCGGUGGUGUCUAUCGAAGAUCCCUUCGACCAGGACGACUGGGAAGCUUGGCAGAAGUUCACGAGUAGCGCCGGCAUCCAGGUGGUAGGCGAUGAUCUCACUGUGACCAACCCCAAGCGCAUUGCCAAGGCCGUGGGCGAGAAGUCCUGCAACUGCCUCCUGCUCAAAGUCAACCAGAUCGGCUCAGUGACCGAGUCCCUCCAGGCGUGCAAGCUGGCCCAGUCCAACGGCUGGGGCGUCAUGGUGUCUCAUCGCUCUGGGGAGACUGAGGACACCUUCAUCGCCGACCUGGUGGUGGGACUCUGCACUGGGCAGAUCAAGACUGGUGCACCUUGCCGAUCUGAGCGCCUGGCCAAGUACAACCAGCUCCUCAGAAUCGAGGAGGAGCUGGGUGACAAGGCGAAGUUUGCCGGCAGGAACUUCAGAAACCCCCUGGCCAAGUAAGCUGUGGGCAGGCUCACCUGCGCCCGCAGUCACCGGCCAGCGACUAGAUCCUUCCCCUGAUGCUAGCGUGUGUGGACAGUUCAAGCCCCCGACCAGUGCUCGCUGGGGCCUUUGGUAGUUAGCUCCCUUCUCCUGCCACUGCUUCUUUAGGACUCCUGCAGAAGCCGAGGGUGACCACUUGGAACCCUGUUGGAAACCCUAGCUCUGUAAUCAUGUGACUGGCCCAAAUUGUCAUUCUCAGCUCGCUUUACAUCAAGUGUCCAGAGCUCUGUGUGCCUCCAGUGUAAUCUCCAGUGUGGUGACGGGCAGGGUCCCCAGUGGUUUCAUGUGCAAAAUAAAAAGCCUCAGUGACCCACGAGAA
This is a messenger RNA of Sciurus carolinensis (gray squirrel), 1832 nucleotides long. It is a transcript of the gene Eno1, whose product is annotated as enolase 1. Gene Ontology annotation, cellular component: phosphopyruvate hydratase complex. Gene Ontology annotation, molecular function: magnesium ion binding; phosphopyruvate hydratase activity. The record is from RefSeq and is a predicted model, not a curated record. Bases 167 to 1471 code for a protein of 434 amino acids. The transcript has 12 exons. NCBI's taxonomy places the organism in Eukaryota, Metazoa, Chordata, Mammalia, Rodentia, Sciuridae. Gene Ontology annotation, biological process: glycolytic process.